AAGUAAGUAGUUUUGUCAAUAUCGCAUGAGGAGGUGGUUGUGUUGUUUAAUUCUUGUGUUUAUUAUCUAGUUUUAUCGAAAUUUUUAAUUAUAAGUGAGUGCAUUUGUAUCGUAUAAACGAACAAUGGAUAUCUAUUGUUAUUUACUUGAUAUUUAAAUAAUUGUAUGGGUAUAUUAAAGUUGUUGUUAUAAUAUUUAUGUGAUUUUGUUAGAUCAACAUUCUAAAAUGACUCUAACUAUGACAAAAAAACUUAGCGAAUGCCAAGCAGAAACUGUGCAAUUUAUGCCCAUAGAAAAAGUAGAAGAUGAAUGCAGAACGGAAAGCUACUGUCAAUCCAGUGGUUUGCUGCGGAGAGGGAAGAAAUUGGAAGACAACAAUAACUUAACCAAAGAAGAGGAGGAGUAUAUCAAUUACCGACAACUCCUCAAAUAUGAAGAGGCACCAGAAUAUAUUAAACAUAAUCAGUACAUUAGAGAUGGAUAUAGAAAAUUUUUGCCCACAAAACUGUGCUGGGAAAGCAUAUUCUGGUGGACGAAUGAAACUAUGAACAUAUGGACACACAUAUUCGGUUUCUUCUUGCUAUUGUUCCUGACCAUCAAUGACUUGGUGAUCAUAAACAUCCACGCGACUGUCACAGACAAGAUCGUCGCUGGCUUAUUGUUCUCCUGUUUUCUGAUAUGCAUGGCGCUGUCAGCCCUCUACCACACGUUCUCUUGCCGGUCAGAGCACGAUUACAACACGUUCCUCAUGUACGACCUCUUUGGAAUCGCGCUCUCCUUACUGGCCAUCUACACUUCCGGUGUUUAUUACGCAUUCUGGUGUCAUUCUGAACUAAAAACGUUCUACAUGACAUCGGUGACCGUAAUCUUCGUGGUGGCGAUGGUGCUGCAGAUCCCCCGGCUGGGGGUGCCGUACCUCGUGAAGAUGUGCGUGUUCAUCGGCUGGGCAGCCUACGGAGUGUUGCCUACGCUGCAUUGGACAUAUACCAUGGGGGGAUUCGACAACCCUAUGGUGCAGAUGUUCUUUCCAAGGGUGAUUGGGAUGUAUGUGAUAAGUGGAACUGCCUUCGUGAUAUACGCCUUCAAGGUUCCCGAGCGCUGGUUCCCGGGCAAGAUGGACUACAUCGGCCACUCGCACCAGUGGUGGCACAUACUGGUGCUAGGCGCGCUCUACUAUUGGCACAACUCCGGCAUGAUGUACGUCCAGUACCGCAUGAACCACGGCUGUGCUAACACCAUGCGGAUCUUCUAAACUCCACCUUUAGCUAUACAGAGUUCCAAAUGUAAACAUAGGGAUGUUUCCAACUAGUCCAAUUCAAUGUUUAUCGAUGUGUCUAUAAUGGUUGUUAUUGUCUUUGAGUCUAUACGAAAUUAUCUUACUUUUUAAAAAUUAUCAGAUAAUUAAUGUAUGCGUGGAUAUUUUUCAAUGUUUUGCUGCAUUGACAACUUGAAACAAUUAUCUUUGGCCAAGGAAACAUCCCAAUUGAGGACCAAUGAGAAUCCUUUGUCGAUUCUGCCUUAAACUUGCCUAGGCGAGACCAAGUUUUAAGGAAAAUCUGCCUUAUUCUAAAGGCUGUAAAGGCCUUAAUACAAUAAAACCUCGUUUUAAGUAUUUUUAGUAGUUAGGAAGAAUUAAAAGACGUUAGAAAAUUCAGCAUGAGUGAUAAACGUUCAACGUGAAAAAAAAUAGUGAAAUUUGAAAAAAUGACAUCAUUUAAACUCAGUAUAGGAAUGUCUACUUUAUUCGUAUUGAUCUAAAGUCCAUAAUCGGAAAAUAUUGUAUCAUUGUAGUUAGUUAGCUCAGUAUAAAAACGUGGUAAUACUCAUUAUGCAGCUCAAGCUUUUGCGUUCCGUUACUUAUAAUUUAAGACUGAGAGGUGUCCUAAAUAGUUUGAUUACACUAUAAAGGGUUUUUAGCGACCAACUUCAUAAGCAGCUCCCGUUUAGCCUUUUAAAUCACAUAUUGUUAGGAAAUCAUAAAGACAAGGAAAAAGAUGGUAGAAGAAAACAGUUUAUAACAUGAUAAAUUCCAUUUCCCUUGAAUAUAUGGCCUGCACAGGUGAGGGACUUUUGACUCUUUUAGAAAAUAAAACGAAUUUAGUAUUAUAAAAAAGAUCCACGAGAACUUGAAUGAACUUUAACACUGGAUACUUUAUAGACAAUAUUGUACCCUUAGUACGAGUUAACUUUACAAAUGAAACGAGAGCGCGUUUAGAGGUCUGAUUGGCCGGCACGAACUGACCAACCAAUCAGACCGAACGCAAUUUCGUUUUCAUCUCGUCAAACGUAAAACAAACUCGUACCUACUAAGCCCUCAUAUCCCUUCAUAAUAAUUGAAUAACUAAAACAGGAACUAAGACUGAAGAACUACCCCGUGAUGAAGUUGAAUCAAGUCGGACAAACAAAUGUCUCUUGUUUGUGCAGGACACGAAAUGGUGGCAAGUUUUAUGACUAAACCUAUAAUUCCUUGUUGGAUGAAAACUCCCAAUACUUUUAUAAAUUAAAAUAAAAAAAACUCCUCAUUCUAUUGCAAAAUCAUGACGAAUUUAUUACAAAACAGAUCUGAUAUACAUUGUUAUAAAAAUAUGAGACUAAUUUUAGCUAGUUUAAUUUUGAAGUUUAAUUACAUUUUUUUAAGUAAUGGCGAAAUAAACGUAAUUAUGAAUGUAAGUUUGUUAAAUCCUUUUUUUUUACUCUUUGACAUCUGUGAUUCAAUUGAAAACAUGUUUACGUUUUUAAUUGUACUUAAUAUUACUUUAUUUAUAUUGUUUUAAGCUAUUGUUAUUAUUAAUUUUAUAUUCUAUGGGUUGGUAGCUGGGUUUUGUAUGAUGGAACAUAAAUGAUUUUAAAAAUUGA
Molecule: messenger RNA, 2856 nt
Organism: Spodoptera frugiperda (fall armyworm)
Lineage: Eukaryota; Metazoa; Arthropoda; Insecta; Lepidoptera; Noctuidae
Product: progestin and adipoQ receptor family member 3
Exons: 7
Coding region: 227-1252 (341 amino acids)
Cellular component (GO): membrane
Molecular function (GO): signaling receptor activity
Source: RefSeq, a predicted model, not a curated record